AUCAAGUUCUGCAGCACUUGGCAGCAACGUUGAUAACCCUUUUCUACGCUGAUGGCUGGCGACAGAGAGUAUGUCGACCGUGCCGUUCAAACGGACUCUGCCGUUCCUUUGCCGUCUUCACCGGCCUCUUCACCUUCCAGUGCAGUUGCUAUAUCUCCAGCAGAACUAAGCGCAUAUAUCGACCGAAAUGAUGCACCCUCAUCGCCGGACUUUUAUCCAGUCGGGCGCCGCCUCCACAAGCCUCGUUUACCUUUCAAUGGUCCUUCUCGCGCACCAACUGGCACUGAUCGCGUUGUAUCUCUGCCAGAAACUUCCCCUCCAAGCAGGGUAGACCUUGGCGGAUCUGGUACUCGCGUUGUAUCUCUUACUGAGUGUUCCAAAACCUCUGCCCCAAAGGAAGAUUCCUUUUCCUCCGAAUGCUUUGACACCUCGAUCUCUACCGAUACCUCCGGCACUCACCUUUCUUCAGAAAACAGCUUGCAACACAUUCGAACGCGUAGACUGCGCUACUCUGGUCUUCCGCGAACACCUUCUCCUCCUUCUUCUCCUGAAUCUAUCAUGAUCAUCGGGAACGAUGUACAAGUUCCCGUAUCUUUUCUACACCAAAAAUCUGAGUCGCAGCCCACCUUUGAAGAAAACGAAGGAUGGUUAACGUGGACAAACUCUCCUCCCAGACCGAUACCAGCAUUACACGGUCCACUCUCAUUGCCCUACGCUCGUUGCCCAUCUGGUGCGGAAGGCACUAUCGUGGAAGGAGAGGAUAUGUCUCGAAUGAUCUGGGGACUUGGUACCGAUGCUGCUCUUGCUAGUGAUCCUCGACCGCAUCCGUCUAACGACGAAGAAAGAAAGUCUGCCUAUCUUCCUUCAAAUCUCACGCAAUCACAGCGGCUUAAAACUCAAGUGCCUCAACAUACUGUGCGACACGACUCUCAGUCUUUGCCCAUUCUUUCGACUCUGGCUCCUUCGAAACAUAAUGUGUCUACGUUGCAGUCCCAACAGGUCAAUUCGUCCUUUGUUUCAAAUCGACACAAUCUACGCACAAGCCACAGCAAUUCAAGAUACGAACGACACUCGAACUUCGAGUCAACAAGGGCAUCUUUCUCAGAGACUCUGCAGGACUGUUCAGCCGCCGACGACCGCCUCAUUGGGCUUGGAAUUCAGUGGCCGGCGAAUUCUGCCGCAAAAGACACAAAGCAUUCAUAUAACUCUGCCUCCUCUUUCUCUCAUAUCAAUUCGAUUCUUCCUCAGUCUGGCCCUCGCAUCUUCGUUGAAUCCCGCACAAACCCGCAAUUAACUUCGCAAGUCAUUAUUCCGACUGGACCUCGUAUGUCUGCCAUUGAUAUCGCUCAUCAGUACCGUGUCAAGCAACUGCAAUGCGCCCUACCUACUCCACCAAAUUCUUCUGAACCACAAUGGUCUCCCUACUUCUCUGCGAACUCCAAUGACAUACUUUACAAUGAUUAUGACCCUCCUAUGCCAUUCGAUCGGUUCCAGAGACCUGUUCUUGAGGUCAGGAACCCGGAUGCAGAGCUGCGGAGGUUUGUUAUCGAGCGCAUGAAUAACCCUGAUAUUUUCAUCGACGAUCCUCCCGUUUUUCCCGUGCGUUCGUCUCGACCGACAAUUCAUAGACCUAUGUAUUCCCGGGACUCCCAAGGUUUCUUUGAGAUGUCCCCGCCCCCUCCUGGGCCACCUCCCAACAGCCCGCUGCCGCCAACACCAUCUGCAUAUGCUUCCAAGCCCAGUCGCAAUACUUCCAUGCCUCCUUCUCCUACUUCGCCCGAAUUUCAGAAUCACUUCCGCACUAUAUCCCGACAGCCGCGCUCAAUCCCUCUAGCGCGUCUCAUUCAACGCCGACUCUCAGCCGUUCCAGAAGAAGACGUAGAAGGAUUCCUGGAACCGGCUACGCCUUUUUCUUCUAUGUUAAGAGAUAUCAACUCGCACUCGUCGCCGACAGCACCCUUGCGCCGUAAAGUUGAUAGAUCACCCAGCCCCCAAAAAGCUGGAAGAUCGGGUCCUCGUUCUGAUCCGUCUGUUCUGGGUGCAAAGCAGCGAUUCGCACCGGCAUUUAACAGCUCAACAGAUCACCGAAAGAGCAGACAUGUCUUUAGAGGCGACAAGGAAAAUGGGACGGAGGAAACGGUAGUCAAAAAGGGAAGGAACAAAAGCAAGAAGUUUGUGAAUUAG
Molecule: messenger RNA, 2184 nt
Organism: Desarmillaria tabescens
Lineage: Eukaryota; Fungi; Basidiomycota; Agaricomycetes; Agaricales; Physalacriaceae
Exons: 3
Coding region: 52-2184 (710 amino acids)
Source: RefSeq, a predicted model, not a curated record